UCACUCUGCUGCUGCUCUCUUUCUUUCUCUUCCUCUUUCUUCAUCAAGAGAUCAACCAUGUUUCCCGUUCUUGUUACAUGCCUGCGUUCUUCCUAUACUGAAAGCCACACACGUUCAGGAAACCCACAACCCAGAUCCAAAUUCCAUUUCCUGGUUGAACAAGAACAUGUUUAUGUAAGUACAAUGAAUGAUGGCUCUGAAACCAGUUUUAGAGUGGGUUCUAAUCUAUUGCCAGAGCAAGUAUUCAUUAUUGAGUUCCCUUACCUGCUCAUACCUGAAGUCAGCGAGAUCAAAAUCCAUGCCAUGCUUACCCAGAUGGAAAUCCCUCCAGAUUCCAUUGAGAGAAUUAAACGACAGAUAACCCAUUAUGCUUUUCAAGCAGCCUCGUUCUGUAGAGAGAGGAUAGACGUUUGUGAAGCCUUUGAUAUCUUAAUAGGUCUUAGUGUUCCUCUCGCACAAUAUUACAGAGGUGUUGAUGAUCACAUUGAAUGGUUCGAGUCCAUGGAUAUCGGAGGAGAAGAAGGUUCAAUGAGGUUGGUUCCGGCUUCACGAUCAUCGAUUCAAGCUUUAGAGAUCAAGAAAUUUGAUGAUAUAGAAGAAGGCUCUUCUUCUUCUUCUUCUUCUACAGAGACUUGUAUGAUUUGCAUGGAUGAGUACGUGAGAGGAGUCGAUGUUGCACGGUUGCCUUGUUCACAUCUCUUUCAUGGUGAAUGCAUUGUUAAGUGGUUGGAACGCAAGAAUUCGUGCCCCUUGUGUCGUUCUCUAUUGCCUUCAGAAGCUUAAUUUCUUCAAUUUUUAU
Messenger RNA from Macadamia integrifolia, 799 nucleotides. Its product is annotated as E3 ubiquitin-protein ligase RNF165-like. The record is from RefSeq and is a predicted model, not a curated record. Bases 58 to 783 code for a protein of 241 amino acids. NCBI's taxonomy places the organism in Eukaryota, Viridiplantae, Streptophyta, Magnoliopsida, Proteales, Proteaceae. The transcript has a single exon.